AUGUCAGCUUUAUUCAAUUUAGAGUCUAUGAUAACAGUCAUAAUAUUAUGUAUUUGUACUUGUACAUAUUUAAAACCCAAAUUCCCUAAUAUUUUUGAUAAUAAGAAAAACGGAUUUUUAGGUACCUUAGGGAAGUUUGCAAUUAUUGGAGAUCGUUUAUCUGUAUAUGUUUCCUUAGCGUGUAUUAUUUUGGCAGUUGUUAAUUUAUUUUUGAGAUAA
Molecule: messenger RNA, 219 nt
Organism: Plasmodium reichenowi
Lineage: Eukaryota; Apicomplexa; Aconoidasida; Haemosporida; Plasmodiidae
Product: conserved protein, unknown function
Exons: 1
Coding region: 1-219 (72 amino acids)
Biological process (GO): intracellular transport; protein secretion
Source: RefSeq, a predicted model, not a curated record